Molecule: messenger RNA, 2076 nt
Organism: Populus nigra (black poplar)
Lineage: Eukaryota; Viridiplantae; Streptophyta; Magnoliopsida; Malpighiales; Salicaceae
Exons: 7
Coding region: 148-2040 (630 amino acids)
Biological process (GO): lipid catabolic process
Source: RefSeq, a predicted model, not a curated record
CUAUCCCUUUCAACAUUCCACACUUCUUCUCUCUGUCCACAAACUUCUCUGACUUCAAAUCAAUACUCUUCCUCCAAAAUCCCUGAAAUCUGUUUCUCCUCGAAAAACCCAUUUGCAUGAUCUCCAAAAUUUGAGAUUCUUCCAUACAUGGCGGCGGCGACAAUGGCGACGGCGGCGGGAGCAGCGAUGCUGAUGUAUUACAUAUUAAUCCGGAGACUUGCGGCAGCGAAGGGCGUUGAUUUAUCGAAAUCGAGGUCGGGGAGGAGGAGGAUUGCCAGAAGACCGGUACAAGCGCCUGCCACUUGGCUAGAAACAAUAACAACAUUAUCAGAGACGCUUAGGUUCACUUACUCUGAGACUUUAGGAAAAUGGCCCAUUGGUGACUUGGCUUUUGGAAUCAAUUAUCUCUUAAGGAGACAGGGUAAUUUGCAAGUUGCAAGUGUAUAUGCUGGUGGUAAUUCUGUACAGCUGAAAGGCCCUGACAUUAUAGCAGAGAUGUACGAUCUAUUGAGAUUGUUGACCCUUUGCAUGUAUUUUUCAAAGAAGCCAUUUCCAAUCUUUUUGGAGUUGGCUGGAUUCUCUCAGGAGGAUGUUCUUAUUCAGAAGCCAAAAGCAGGGCUUCUGAAGCCUGCUUUCACAAUUAUACAUGAUAAAAAUUCAAAACAAUUCCUUCUACUGAUUCGCGGUACUCAUGGCAUCAAAGAUACACUAACAGCAGCAACUGGUGCAGUGGUCCCCUUUCACCAUUCGGUUUUACAUGAUGGUUGGAUUAGUAAUUUAGUUUUAGGCUAUGCACACUGUGGAAUGGUUGCUGCAGCUCGUUGGAUUGCCAAGAUUAGCUCUCCUCUACUGCUUAGGGUACAUGGUGAAUAUCCCGACCACAAAAUUAAGAUUGUUGGGCAUUCACUCGGUGGUGGUACUGCAGCAUUAUUAACCUAUAUACUUAGAGAACAAAAGGAGCUCUCUUCUAGUACCUGUGUCACAUUUGCCCCAGCUGCAUGUAUGACAUGGGAUUUAGCAGAAUCAGGCAAACAUUUCAUUACCACUGUCAUUAAUGGAUCUGAUCUGGUGCCUACAUUUUCAGCUGCCUCUGUUGAUGAUCUUCGCUCUGAGGUCACAGCAUCUUCAUGGCUAAAUGAUUUGAGGGAUCAGGUUGAGCAUACCAGAGUCCUAAAUGUUGUUUAUCGCUCUGCUACUGCCUUGGGAUCCCGUCUACCAUCCAUAGCUAGUGCGAAAGCCAGGGUUGCUGGUGCAGGUGCACUUCUGCGACCUGUCUCCAGCCGCACUCAGGUUGUGAUGAAGCGAGCACAAGAUGUUGCCCAAGCUGUUGCCAGAACACGCCCAUCUUUAACAUCAUGGUCGUGCAUGGGGCAACGUCGACGUUCCAUGGGCCCUUCAUCAGUAAAUUCUAGAACACAUGAUUUGCCUGAAGCUACUGUAGUAUCUGUAAACUCUGAAGCUCUUGUGACUGAAGUCCAGACAAAAGACUCACUGCAGAUCAAACUUGAGUCAAGCUGUGGUUCAGGUCAUGAUGAUGCCGGGGAAGAUGAACCAUUUUUAUCUGAUGAUAGGGUCAUGACUUCAUCAGUCAUGGAAGAGGUUACUGAAGGACAAUUGUGGUAUGAACUGGAGAGCGAGCUACAAAGGCAAGAGAGCGCAGUUGAUAUCCAAGCGCAGGAGGAAGAAGCUGCAGCAGCAAAUGAGAUUUUUGAAGAAGAGAAUGAUCUCGCCAAAGCAGCUGCAGCAGAAACUCACAUCACCUCAGAGGAUCUGUCAGAGAGCCAACUGUUCUAUCCUCCUGGCAGAAUCAUGCAUGUCAUUUCCAUGCCUUCAUCAGAUACUGCUAACUUAGAACUUGAUGAACCCACGGAAGAACACGUAGGUUUAUACGAGACUCCCAGAGAACUGUAUAGUAAGAUCCGACUGUCAAGAACGAUGAUCAACGAUCAUUACAUGCCUAUGUAUAAGAAGAUGAUGGAAUUACUAAUCCAAGAACUGGAAAAUGAUGAAGAUUGUAGCUGUGUUAUGUUUGAAGAUUAAAUAUAUAUAAUAGAAAACACGUUUCGCAUGAAACAA